GCGAUCUCGCCGCUGGCCCUCGGUGGGGUGCCGCCUGCCGCGCGCUCGCGCGGCCGAUGGCGGAUCUGCCUCGCGGCUGGCGCGGGCGCUCUCCGCGCGGGGCCCUCCAGGACCGGCUGUCCCAGGAGUGCCUGCUGCUGCGGGGCAGCGUCGACGCCCUGCUCGAGCGGCAUCUGGAGCGGGUCGCCUCGAUCGCGCUCCCCGCGGGCCCGGCCCGGGAGGCGGACGGCCGGAUGCGACACGCUGGCGGCCCCGGCGUCGACCCGGGGCCCGCGGCCGCUGGCGGGGUGUCCGAGGCGCCGGGCAGCGGCAGCGAGGGCUCGCUCUCGGCGCGGCGGUGCCCGUUCGACGGGGGCGCGCGCGGCGCGGCGGGGCGGGCGGAGGGCUGCGAGCGCCGGGCGCCCGCGGGGUGCGAGCGCCAGGCGCCCGCAGAGUCGGCGCCGGGCUCGAUGGCGAAGCAGAGCUCGAACGGCUCGCACGGCUCGAUGGUCAGCCUAGGCCGCGGUUCGCACGCUUCGCUGGGCUCGACAGCCCGCUCGAGGACGAGCCGGGGACUGGAGGUCCUCGUGGACGACAUCCUGAGCCUCGCCGAGCUCGACGAGGCGGACGAGGCCUCGCGCCAGCCCAGGCAGAGUAAGGCGACCUUGAGUCGCAAAGACUCCACCCUCUCCACGUCCUGGGGCUUGGGUGCCUGGGCUAUGGAGGACGGCGCGGAGCGCAGCACGGCGCUGAGAGCCUACCACGCGUUCCUGUGGCUGUGCUGCGGCCAGCGCGGGCUGGCGGGCCUCCAGCCGAUCCUCGGCAGAGUGUUCAUGUGCAUCGACUGGGUGUACAGCCUCAGCGAGCCCGAUCGCAGCGGAUGUUUGCACACCUUUGUCCUCAGCAGGGAGUGGACGACCAUCUGCGCUCUGGUGAUCACGCUGAACGCAGUCUUUGCCAUCUUCUCGACCGACUACGACGCGCGCCACUACCUCGAGCCCAGCGGCUUCCUCGGCGAGACCACGGUCGCCAUGGCCGCCGCGAACGUCACGUUCACGGCGUUCUACGCGGUGGAGAUAGCCCUCAAGCUGCGCCUUCACAGGCUCUACUUCUUCUGCAACCACGAGUGGAACGUGUUUGACCUUAUGCUCGUGCUCUUCAACGUGGUCGACCUGAUCCUCGCCGCGCUGAUCUCCGCCGCCGACAGUGGCCCGACCGACCUCGCGUUCAUGCGGUCCCUGCGGAUCCUCAAGCUGGCGAAGGUGCUGCGCAUCAUACGGAUGUUCCGCAUCGUCAGCGAGCUGCGCCUGAUCAUGAACUCCGUCAUAGGCUCGGUGGUGUCCCUGGUCUGGAGUUUCCUCGUCAUCGUGUUUAUUCUGUAUCUCUUCGGGAUUCUGUUUGUCCAAGGGAUCACUGCACACUUCUAUGAGUUGCAGGUCCCUUUCAGCGACGAGGCAAGCCAGAUGUUUGGAUCCGUUCUCGCUGGAAUGUUGACACUUUACAUGUCAGCCAAUGGGGGCUACGAUUGGAACGAGGGCGUCUAA
Messenger RNA from Prorocentrum cordatum, 1523 nucleotides. NCBI's taxonomy places the organism in Eukaryota, Dinophyceae, Prorocentrales, Prorocentraceae. The record is from the annotation of a GenBank genome assembly.